Neoarthrinium moseri is the source of this 4701-nucleotide messenger RNA. RefSeq lists its product as uncharacterized. The transcript is spliced from 3 exons. Gene Ontology annotation, cellular component: nucleus. Gene Ontology annotation, molecular function: chromatin binding; ATP binding; ATP hydrolysis activity. Lineage: Eukaryota; Fungi; Ascomycota; Sordariomycetes; Amphisphaeriales; Apiosporaceae. Bases 1 to 4701 code for a protein of 1566 amino acids. The record is from RefSeq and is a predicted model, not a curated record. Gene Ontology annotation, biological process: positive regulation of transcription by RNA polymerase II.
AUGCCUUCUAAACGGAAGCGGGACAUCCUCGAAAACUUUGAUCCUACCAAGUCUGACUCGGAGGACGAGAACUUCGAGCCCGACGAAGGCGAGCCCACUCGAUCUCGCAAGAAGUCGCGCUCGGCAAAAACUGGCAAGGCACCGCCUCGCUCCAGGAAGACCAAGUACCGCGGCUCAGACAUCGAGGACGAUGAUGAAGACCUGUCCGAAAGCGAGCAAGACGGUUCCUUCGGUGGCCGCGACGAUGACGACGAUGAAGAGGAGGAAGAAGACGACCCGCCCAUCAACGAGAACACCGGCCGUCGCGUUAGAAAAGCUGCCAAUAAACGUCCGAGCUACAAGGAAAGCUCGGACGAUAGCUCGCCAGAGACUUCCGACGAUAAGGAUGAAUUGAUAGGCGACACCCCCCAGAAGAAAACCCCACGACAAACCAAGAUUGUGGUGCUGAACGUGGGUGCAUCGCUGCGCAAGACGCGCGCCAACUCGACAACUGCGCCCGCCGCGGCCCGAAGAUCCACCCGAGCGCGUACCGCUGAUGCCGACGAAGAGCUUGUUGAGCUUUCCAACUCGGGCAAGCACGCCAUGCCCGCCCGUGGCUCCAAGAGCGUCAGCCCCGAAGCAGCCGCACGCAACACCCGCGCCACGAGAGGUGCCAAGGGUAUCAUGAGGUCACCGCCGCCUCCGAUCGAGGAGGCAACACAAGAAAGUAGCCCUCGCAAGAACGAGACCGAGGAAGCCGCCGACUCGGACGCCAUGGACGAAGACCAAGACGAGCUAGCCGCCAACCAAGACGACAAUUUCGACCCUGUUGACGGUGAUGUCAAGGCUGAGGAUCAGCCGAUGGACACGGUAGAACCCGACGAGGCUGACGACGAAGACGACAUGCCAAUCACGCGCAGAACUCGCGGUGCAAGACAGAUCGUCACUGGCCAGGAUGAAGAGGAAGCGGCUGGAGUGGAACCCACCGGCCGCAGGGGCCGCCUGGCUCGAAAGUCCUCUAACAAGAAGUCACUUCAAGAGCCGAGUAGCGAUUUCGAGCCUGGGAAUGACUCUGGCGACGAUAACGAGUCCCACUCGGAACAAGAGAAGAAUGAUGACGGUGAUGGAACCGAGUCGACUCCAUCGCGUGGACGCAGGACCGGUAGGGGCAGAGGGGGGACCGCCAAAAGAUCCCGUCAACGCAACGACUCUGGCGAUGAAGUAGAGCUCGAUCGUGACGAGAUGGCUGAGGAGCUCGAGGACCUUCGGGGGAGUUCUCAAUCCCGCCGACCUCGACGCCGUCGCCAGCGCUCACCGUCUUUCCAAGAGGAGAUUGUUCGAGGAAAGCGCGUGCGUAACAAGGUUGAUUAUAGCAUUAAAUUGCCCGUCCUGGAACUUGAAGAAGAAGAACCUCAGGUGCCGGCGCCUAGCCCCGCUCGGCGUGGUCGCCGGGGCGGUGCUACCUCUGGCUGGGAUCGUACCCUCCAUACCAUCGCGGGUCCCUUUGGUGGUGCAAACAUCACCGGCCCCGGUGCUCUGUUUGGCGGUCCUUGGGGCACUGGCGCCGCCGGAGGCGUCGAUUCGGAUAGCAGCGAUGAUGAGAUGGGUGGACGUUCCGGCGUUGCUGGCACUGUUGGCAUGACCCCAACCUCAGCUAUUCCUCCGGGCAUGCUCAGUGGUCCUGGACAGGCGCUCAACCCUGAUGGCCCUGGCGGUCCUCCCACCGCUGCUCCCAACGUUGGAAAGGUCAAGAAUCAGAAGGCUUACGCGGACGCUGAUCCCCUUGGAGUCGACUUGACUGUUGACUUCAGCAAGGUCGGUGGUCUUGAGGGUCACAUCGAUCAGCUCAAGGAGAUGGUUCAGCUACCGCUUCUGUACCCGGAACUUUUCAUGAAGUUCCACGUCACUCCGCCCCGGGGUGUUCUGUUCCAUGGUCCACCUGGCACAGGUAAAACGCUACUGGCGCGUGCCCUCGCAAACUCAGUUGGUAUCGGUGGCAAGAAGAUUACCUUUUACAUGCGGAAAGGUGCAGAUGCCCUCAGCAAAUGGGUAGGUGAAGCCGAGAAGCAGCUCCGGCUGCUUUUUGAAGAGGCCAGACGGACCCAGCCAAGCAUCAUCUUCUUCGACGAGAUCGACGGACUCGCACCUGUUCGCUCUAGUAAACAAGAACAGAUCCACGCAUCGAUCGUCUCAACCCUACUCGCUCUGAUGGACGGAAUGGAUGGCCGUGGCCAGGUCAUCGUCAUUGGUGCCACCAAUCGCCCGGACAACAUCGACCCUGCUCUUCGCCGUCCCGGACGCUUCGACAGAGAAUUCUACUUCCCCUUACCCGAUGUGGACGCCCGCAAGGCCAUCAUUGACAUCCAUACCAAGGACUGGGGUAUCUCUGACGCAUUCAAGAGAUCUCUCGCCCGUGAUGCGAAAGGAUAUGGAGGUGCUGACCUAAGAGCCCUGUGCACAGAGGCUGCAAUGAACGCGAUACAACGCACAUACCCCCAGAUCUACUCUUCUAAGGACAAGUUGAUCGUCAACCCGGACAAGAUCAGUAUCCACAUGACAGAUUUCGUUUUGUCGAAAAAGAAGAUCGUGCCGUCUUCAGAGCGAGCAUCAACUUCCGGAGCAGCACCGUUACCCAAGGCGAUCGAGCCCCUACUUCGCAACCAGCUAGAAAACAUCAAAGCAGUGCUGGACGAUGUUUUGCCUCGCAAGAAGAAAGUCACAGCUUUAGAAGAGGCAAUGUUUGAGCCUUACGAGGAUGAGGAUUUCGGAUUCGGAAGAGAAGCACUGAACGAGGAGUUCGAGAGGUCUCGUGUAUUCCGGCCCCGACUUCUCAUCUGCGGCGAGCCGGGUAUGGGCCAUUCAUAUCUGGCCUCCUCGAUUCUGCACUAUCUCGAAGGUGUUCACGUCCAGAACUUCGACCUUCCUACCAUACUUGGCGACCAACGAUCUGCCGAGCAGGUUCUGGUUGGGCUCUUCACGGAGGUGAAGCGUCAGAAGCCCAGUGUCAUUUUCAUUCCAAAUGUUGAUACCUGGUACUCGACACUGGACGGACCGGCUCUCACUGCUUUCCUUACACACAUCAGGCGAUCGCCUGGCGAAUUCCCCGACCCGGCCAACCGUAAGAGGCGUGUGCUCGAGCAACUUGAGGUCGCCCCUCCACCGCCGCCUAAAGUCCUCACCAAAGAGGAAGAAAAGGCGGAAUGGUUGAGAUAUCGUCAGCUACUCAACCUUCUCAAAGUCCAUUUACAACCCAUCAUGGAACAAAUCAACAGGAAGUACAGGAUCUUUCGGCAGGCACCUAUUCCGCACGCUCUCUAUCAGUAUCUCUUUGACGAGCAAGACCCCAACUACGUUGUCCCCGAUAUCGAAGGAGCGCUCCCUCGCCCAUAUGAGAUUGCGAAGGAUAAGGACGGCAUUCAAGGCCUUCGACACACCGAAACCGGCAGAUUCUUUUACAACCUUGACAUUCAGACUAUAGAAGAGCGGCUUGCCAAUGGUUAUUACAUCAGACCCUCUGAGUUCUUGCGGGAUGUCCGGGCCCUGGAAAAGGAUGCCAAGGCCAGCGGUGAUCGACAAAGAAUUCUUAAGGCCAGCGAACUCUUGACUAAUGUUGAAGUCGAUGUCCUGGAUAUCGAAAAGCUCCGACUUCCUAGUGUUGAUUGGGAUGAACUAUACGAGAAGGAGAAGCGUCGCCGAGCUGCGAAGGCGGAGAGGUCGCGCAAGAAGAAGGCCAUGCAGUCUGUCGUUGAUCAAGUCACUUCAGAGGCUGGCGACGGCACUGUCGACCCCGAUGAUCAGCAGCCUCCGGCUCUUCACACCACAAGUGCACGAUUCCAGGUUAUGAGCCCCCUUGCAAACGGAUACGGCGAGGCUUCUGCAACCCACAGCCACACCAAUGGUACAUCCGACGUGUCCAAAGGAGCCGGAGAGGAUGUGCAAAUGACCGAUGCAGAGACCCAGCCCGACAGCAAUGCAUCCCCCAUGCAGCCGCCUUCUCAAUGGCCUCGAAUGGGACCUCGGCCUCCUCUCAACCUCUCCACGAGGGCGACUACAGGUGGCACAACUCAGCUUUCCCAAGUGUCUGCUGUGCAGUCCCUCCCGGCAGGCAUGUCACCAUCCGCUCUUGCGAACGAUGCCUCGACCACCAAGACAUCGGACCCUUCCAACCGAUCCUCCAAUUGGAGCACUCAGGUCACGAAUGGUGUGCACAAUGAGCAAUCUAGCCCAGUAGACCAGCUCCCGGACACUCUACCUCUUGCGAGCCAAGGGACAUCGAGCGACGAGCAAUGGCCUCAUUCUCAAGCCCACGGUCUAGCGCGCGGUAUUCUGCAGGCGCCAGACUACUCAUCGAGUUCACGCGGCAACGCUUCGUCGGGAGCAACAAGAUCGUCGCACGCCCCUAGCAUGGCUAACCUGCUUAACGACCCACUGCCCGAGGAAACGUCUCAAUCCCAGCGGCAAUCCGGUGGCUCGUCAGCCUCCCAGCAGCACGUUGAACUCGAUAGACUGUCGGGCGACUUGUUCCUCGACGAGCUCACCAAGCGCACAUCAGGCUGUACGAUCGAGCAGUUGGAGCAGCUGACCAGAGAGAUGAUGGCGGAGAUCUGGCGAACGAAGGGCGAGCACAACCGCACCAAGGUUCUUCAGGCGGUGACUCGCGUCUUCAACGAGUCCAUCAACGAUAUCGAGUCGAUGCAGCGCGUGUUCCAGGCAAGCCAGUAA